This is a messenger RNA of Spodoptera frugiperda (fall armyworm), 2641 nucleotides long. RefSeq names its product probable G-protein coupled receptor Mth-like 5 (gene mthl5). The coding region runs from base 279 to 1772 and encodes 497 amino acids. The record is from RefSeq and is a predicted model, not a curated record. Gene Ontology annotation, molecular function: transmembrane signaling receptor activity. Gene Ontology annotation, cellular component: membrane. Gene Ontology annotation, biological process: cell surface receptor signaling pathway. The transcript is spliced from 8 exons. NCBI's taxonomy places the organism in Eukaryota, Metazoa, Arthropoda, Insecta, Lepidoptera, Noctuidae.
ACUAAACAUUUCAAACGUCAAACUUCGGAAGCAGCGAGCGGAAACGCAAACGAACCGACUUCAGAAUCUCCGACUUAAAUCCAAAGAAUAAAAAAGUUUUAAAUAUUAAUUAAAUGACAAAAGAGAACUACGUUUAGUGACAUCAAUCUAUAUGGUUCUACUAUGUGUUGUGUUUGUGAUCGUAGAAUCAACUGUAAGUGCCUUAUUGUAUGACAAACAAAGUGUCGAUAAAGGCGACAAGUACCUUGUGAUGAAAGUAAUAAAGAGCCAAUAACAACAUGUAUGCAGCACUGUUAACGUUGUUAUUACUGUGUGCACCGCAUCAACUACACGCGGAAGUCGGGGAUACAGAUCUCAAUGAACUCUCGGACAAACAGAAUGGAGUCAAGAUAAAUAAAUGCUGCGAACAUAACGAGAUUGUUGUGGACGGAGUAUGUAGGCUAGCAGAGAGAUACAACCAGAGUUUGUGGAUACCACAAUUUAAGACUGAGGAUGGCAACGAAGCCAAAGUAAAAUAUUAUAACUAUGUAUUUGGUGUGCCUGAUUGUGCCACCACACAACAGAGAGCUAUAUUUGAUUUAGACAAAUCCGAGGACAAGCUUAAUUUAUUAACCGAUGGCCGCUUACAACAUGUUAUCAAUCAUAUACCCAGCUCUGAUGUUAAAGAAGAACCAUUGUUAAGUAGCUUCAACCUACAUGACAGCAUAACAAUACCAGAAGAGAAGGAGCCGUCAUCUUACAUACAUAAUCAAGCUAAAUAUUGUAUGGAUAAGAUACUACUCACAGUAAAAGACUCGCAAUUAAAGAAAGGAGCUAACAUAACAGGCAAAUAUGCAUUAGUAUGUGUACCAGAGGUCAAAAUUAAUUGGAGAGAUACAAAUUUUUUGAUGAAGAAGAUUCUUAAUCCUUUAUUCCAUGCUAUUGCAAUGAUAUUAUACCUAUUGGUAGCAGUGAUAUACUUUGUGUUGCCAACACUUAGAGAUUUGGCCGGCAAUAUAAUCACAACUAUUAACAUGUGUCUGAUAGUUAGCCAAGCAGCAGAUUUAGUGAGAAUAUUCACUGAGUUCAGCAAUCAUGUUAGCUUCAUGGUCACUGAUAUCAUUCUGUAUAUCAGUCUACUCGCAGCAUUCUUUUGGCUCAACAGUUUUGGAUUUUAUGUCUGGAAAACGUUUAAGUCUCGCAACGUGUUUCUCCGCGUGACAGAUGUGCGCAAGUACUGUUAUUAUUCAAGCGUGGUGUGGUCCAGUGUGUUGGUAAUGGCUGGUAUGGCUAUAUGCGCACAUUUCCUACUCGACACUGGCACCAACCCUAACAGGAAGACCAGGAUCCAGUUCUCUUCGUCAAUUAUCAUUGACGAUGUUGAACAGGAAACUAUUGGGUUACUCGGUAUCGCGAUAUUCUUCACCCCAGUUGCAUUCACCAUAAUUUUCAACGUAUUCUUUUACGUUACGACGUUAAAAAUUAUAAAGAGAAUCAACAUUUAUGGGAGGAUACAUCAUAAACUCAAAGGAUGCUUUAAUUUAUUCCUUCAACUAUUCCUCAUAAUGACGACAGCGUGGCUGUUUUUAUUAUUAUCCUGGCUGAACAUCGACGAAUUGUUAUACGCACACAUCUUCGUGAAUCUAUUCCAGGCAAUUUUAAUAUUCUAUGUGUGCAUACUGCGACAGUCACAUGUAACGUUUUUGUUGCGCAAAAGUUGUUGUUAUGCCGAGCCUGUGCCUACGGGGGAGUGGGGAGACGAGAUGACUCACAUGAACGGAGGGAAUUACUGACAUAUCAUUGAAUAUCAAGUAGAAUCUCAUGAAUAGUUUUAAACGCCGGCAAACAUUAGCUUCACAGUAGAGGCACGGUCUGUAUGAAUGUGACAUAAUUAUUUAUAUGUGAUGAAAAUGAGCUAUGUUAGAUGUAUGGAUAGUUGUACUGUUAAAUAUUAUACUCAAAGUUUCACAGUUAUACAUAAUCUGUGUACAAAUGCGUGUGCCUUUUAUAUGUGCCUCAAAUUAUGUAUUAGAAACACCAACUUAGUGUUUAAGAUUGUUUCCCUUGUAUUUCAAUGCCUCUCUGAAUAUCUAUAAUAUUUCAACUAACUGUGAUUUUAAUAUGUAUUGAAACCGAGUGUCUUAUAAACAAGUAUACAAUUUAACUAAUAGUAUUUGGCAAGAAUUUAUGAAAAUGGCUUCAAAAUGUAGGUAUAUUUGGAAUGAUCUCUCGUGGUUUGGAAUUGAUUGCUCACAAAAGAUACUUAAAUUCGUUUAGGAAACUAACCAAAAUUAAAAUUACUAACACUAACAAAUUGAUAUUAUUGUUGUAUGUGACAAAAACUUUGUUGGAGAAUCUCAAUGAUGUUUGAGCAAAGAAUUGUAACGAGCCUAUUAUAAACUAUCUCUUUUCAUAUGUCCGUCCUUUUUCUGUACUAAGCAGCUAUAGGUGGUUAGUGAAUUUAUAUAUUAUUAUGUACAUGUACAUAGAUAUGUAUACAUUGCGCUCUUGCACUAUUAAAGAAUAAGUAUGAUAUUUUAUAUGUUCAAUAUUUUUACUUUGACUUUCUUUUACUUCGAAACUAUACGAUGACAAAACGGCAUUUAUAAAUAUUUUGUAAUUCAUUUUUGAUUUACUUUAAUAAACACAGCUAAAAUUUGUA